CAGUGUUUGUUGAUAGAUGAAUGGAUAAAUAAACUGUGGUACACAGGGAAAAUGGAAUAUUAUUCAGCCCUAAAGAAGAAUGAGGACUUGCCAUUUUCCACAACGUGGAUGAACCCAGAGAACAUUAUGCUAAGUGAACUAAGACACAGAAAGACAAAUAGUGCAUGAGCUCACUUAUAUGUGGAAUCAAAAAAAUUCAAAUGUAACGGAAAUAGAGAACAAAGCAAUGGUUAGGAGAGAGGGAAGCAGAGGAAAUGGGGAGAUGUAGGUAGAGGAUACAGAACAGUUAUAUAAGAUGAACAAGUUGCCUCUUUUUCUGGCUGGAACCAUGGAGGGCAUAGAAGAGAAGAAGGUUCCUGCUGUGCCAGAAACCUUAAGAAAAAGUGAAAGAAUUUCACAGAGCUGAAGAUCAAGUACAGGAGAAAGAAUUUCGCCCAAAAGAUGCUUUGAAAGGCAAAGAGGAAGCUAUCUAUGAAAAAAUAAAGCACUAUCACAAGGAAUAUCGGCAGAUAUACAGAACUGAAAUUCAAAUGGCUAGGAUGAGAAGACAAGCUGGCAACUUCUAGGUACCUGUAGCACCCAAAUCGGCAUUUGUCAUCAGGAUCAGAGGUAUCAAUGGUGUGAGCCGAAAGGUGUUACAGCUUCUUUGCCUCUGUCAAAUCUUCAGUGGGACAUUUGUGAAACUCAACAAGGCUUCAGUUAAUAUGCAGGGGGUAUAUAUUGCAUGGGGGUACUCAAAUCCAAAGUCAGUAAAUGAACUAAUCUAUAAACAUGGUUAUGGCAAAAUCAACAAGAAGUGAAUUGCUUUGACAGAUAACACUUUGAUUGCUCAAUCUCUUGGUAAAUAUGGCAUCAUCUGCAUAGAGGAUCUGAUUCGUGAGAUCUGUACUGUUGGAAAAUGCUUCAGAGAAGCAAAUAACUUCCCAUUGCCCUUCAAAUUAUCUUCUCCAUGAGGCAGAAUGAAGAAAAUGACCACCCAUUUUGUAGAAGGUGGAGAUGCUGGCAACAGGGAGGACCAGAUCAACAGGCUUAUUAGAUGAAUGAACUAAAGUGACUACCAUGGUUAUUUUUCUAAGCUGAUCAGUUAAUAAACAGUUCCUGCUCUCAAAUUGGAAAAAAAAAAAAAAGAUGAACAAGUUGAGAUCUAAUGUGCAACAUGAGGACUCCAGGAUCGUGGAGUGAAAAUAUACUGGAAUAUUUUCAGAGAAAUAACCAGAUUACCACAGAAGAUGGCGCUGAGAUCACCUGGUAUCAUGCAGCUAACCACAAGGCACAAAUGAAUGAGGCACUGAAAAGUACCGCUCACAUGAUAGAGGCUGAUGUCCUUCUUCCAAGUGAUGGGGCAGAACACAGCCAGCCAAUUAUGGCUCAUCCCCCUGAAACAAACAGUGAUAAUACGCUACAGGAGUGGCUGACUGAAGUUACGAAAAGCAAUAAAGGCAUCAAGCUGGAUUUCAAGAGUCUGGCAGCUGUAGAACCAUCCAUGAUGCUCUUGGAAGAUAUGAAGAGGCGUCUGAAGCGUCCUGUAUGGAUUAAUGCUGAUAUUCUUCCUGGUCCAAAUGGAAAUAGCAAAGUAAUAGAUGCAAAACCAUUUUUAGACACUGUGACAUCCUUCUUUCUAGACGUGACAUUUUCCCUGGGUUGGACAACAGGAUGGCAUCCAGAGAAAGUCAAUGAAGGGUACAGCUGGACCAUGGUGAAAGAGAUGGAAUAUAUAUGUAAUGAACUAAGUCAGCCUGUAACGUUCCCUGUCAGAGCAGCAUUAGUGAGGCAGUCUUGUUCUCAGUUACUUUGGCUGUUAAAGAAAUCAAACAGGUACAGCCUGACUAUUUGGACCGGAAGAAAUGAUAACUAUUCCAUUGAAGAUUUACUUUACAUUAGAGACCAUUUUGACAAAAACCAAGUUUUCUAUGACAUCUUGGAACCACAAAACCAUGAAUUUAAACAAGCCAUUGGAAUCAAAGUUAAUCUCUAAGAAGAUUCUCCUCAAUUGUUUCCUGUGUUUUAGUUUCAUAAUCUUUCUCUGCAUUGGUCUGAAUUAAUUACCAUGGUUACUGGUUUAUGUUCCAAGUCAUCUAAUCAAGAAACACUUAUUGUGUGCUUACUCUGUGGGCAUAUGUCCUUAUAAUAGUGCACUUACAUACAAGAUUUGGAAAGAAGAGAUUUAUUUGCACAUGUAGGCCUAGUCUAAUAAUAAUUCAGGAAAACGAUACUCUGCACUCCUUUAUAAAAAGUGGUUUUGAUAAACUGAAGAUAAUUGGCAGAAUCUGUAUGUCAUAAAACAGGUAUAAAUCACAUUUGCUUGGCACUUGCAUUGCAGAGAUUAU
Messenger RNA from Sapajus apella (tufted capuchin), 2327 nucleotides. RefSeq names its product family with sequence similarity 151 member B (gene FAM151B). Bases 1148 to 1975 code for a protein of 275 amino acids. The record is from RefSeq and is a predicted model, not a curated record. Lineage: Eukaryota; Metazoa; Chordata; Mammalia; Primates; Cebidae. The transcript has 6 exons.